Molecule: messenger RNA, 4323 nt
Organism: Neoarius graeffei (lesser salmon catfish)
Lineage: Eukaryota; Metazoa; Chordata; Actinopteri; Siluriformes; Ariidae
Gene: zdhhc18a
Product: zinc finger DHHC-type palmitoyltransferase 18a
Exons: 9
Coding region: 725-2128 (467 amino acids)
Biological process (GO): protein targeting to membrane; peptidyl-L-cysteine S-palmitoylation
Cellular component (GO): endoplasmic reticulum; Golgi apparatus
Molecular function (GO): protein-cysteine S-palmitoyltransferase activity
Source: RefSeq, a predicted model, not a curated record
UCAUUUUGGAAACCAAGCAAGCAAGCUUGUUGUUCUCAACAAGGGUUUGUUUUACAAUCAAUUUACAGCGUUAACCGUAUCAGUAUAUUUACAGACAAAGUGCAUAUGUUGUCCAGGCUCGGUAUCGGAUCUCGGGAUGUUUUCACCGGCUCUCAGUCAGGUACUAGGGCUUAGCUUAGCAUAGCAUAGUUCAGCUAAUUAGCUAGCUGGAGGCCGUCUGGUUUUCUUGUAACAAUAAACUCAGCAUGUCUUUAAUUGGAGCAAGUAAUGUGAGGUGUCAGGAAUUAGCUAUAGCAUUAAAUACCGUCAUACAUGUGUACAACGUCUUAACAUAAUAGAUAGUUGUGCUGGCUAAUCGGCUAGUCAGUCUUAGCAUUGUUUACUAGGUCUAUCUUUUUGUUUAAUUAUAUUACGUUGUGCUGUGUAACUCGGUUAGUUAAAGUAAACUGUGCAUAAAGGACGAAUUAAAAUAUUUGAAUAUCAAAUGAUAGAAAGGAGUUGAGCUCGGCUGUACCUAUGGGAUAACGAUAAGUAAAGGUGUUAACCAGUGAGCUCAUGUUCUGGAGGUUUUGGCCGGUUAUGAGGUUACACACGACCUCUGUGCUUCAUUAUUAACUAAUCUCCAGAAGCAAAAUAACCAUUUUGUUUGUUAAAGUCGUCAGUGAGCCACCCUGUGGAUUAAUCUGACCUCCUCCUCUGAAUUUAUUGGUCACAUUCGCUUACAAUGAAAAACUGUGAAUACCAACAAAUUGACCCCAGGGCACUGGGAACCCCAGCGUCCACGCCGGCGUCCACUCUGCCACAUCCGAGUAAAGAGCUUCCUCAGCCGAGGAGGAAAUGGGAAGUGUUUCCUGGGAAAAACCGCUUCUACUGUAAUGGACGCAUCAUCGUGGCCCGUCAGUGCGGUGUGCUGCCAUUGACCCUCAGCCUCAUUGUCCUCACCACUACCUUAUUCUUUAUAUUUGAUUGCCCUUUUCUGGUGACUCACCUCACUGUCUGCAUCCCAGUGAUCACUGGAGUGCUUUUUCUCUUUGUGAUCAUCACCCUUCUUCGCACCAGUUUUACAGACCCAGGGAUCUUACCCAGGGCUUUACCAGAGGAGGCUGCUGACAUUGAGCGUCAAAUAGAUAAUUGUGGAUCAGCUACAUAUCGACCCCCACCUCGGACUAAAGAGAUCCUUAUAAACGGGCAGCUGGUCAAACUCAAAUACUGUUUCACCUGCAAGAUGUUCCGUCCACCCCGUACUUCACACUGUAGUCUAUGUGACAAUUGUGUAGAGCGCUUUGACCACCACUGCCCAUGGGUGGGGAAUUGUGUUGGAAAGCGCAACUACCGCUUUUUCUAUACUUUCAUAGUUUUGUUGUCUUUUCUUACCUCCUUCAUCUUUGGCUGUGUGAUCACGCAUCUCACUUUACGAUCACAAGGUGGGAAAGGCUUUGUACAAGCCUUACAGGAGAGUCCAGCCAGUGUUGUGGAACUGGUUGUUUGUUUCUUUUCCAUCUGGUCUAUCCUGGGCCUGUCUGGCUUCCAUACCUACUUGGUAGCUUCCAACCUUACAACUAAUGAAGAUAUCAAGGGUUCUUGGUCGAGUAAAAGAGGAGUGGAAGAAUCUGGGAACCCUUACAGCUAUAACAGUAUCUUCACUAACUGCUGUGUGGUGCUGUGUGGUCCAAUGCCUCCCAGCUUGAUUGACAGAAGAGGGUUUUUACCUCCAGAUGUCAUCCCUCAAACAGUCAAAUCUGAAACGGAGAUCCAUCCUUUCAUGACAAAGAAUGACACUAACAUGUGCACACAGGGUGCCAAGGAGCUUUUGGAGUCAGCUUCUCACUCCUCCUCAGUGGUCAAGAGCAGCUGCAGCUCUGCUACACCUAAGACCACUUCAGUGACCCAGGAUAAUCUGCUAACUGUUGUCUCAAGCACUCACAAGUCACCAUCCGGUAAGCCUUCUACCAGCUGCUUUGGAAGACAGAAACACCAUCUGACGGACAAGACCUGCCCUCAGCAAACGAGCAAAAAAGCCACACCGGAUGCUCAGGCAGUUGGCUUCCAUCUUUCACUCUAUUCUGUUAACCAUAGUUCUCUCAUUCUCAGUGAUGCUUCUGACAUGGGCUUUCUCCCACUGACCUGAGUAUAGAUGCCCCAGCAGGCAAGGCUGAGCACCUGACACCCCCCACCCCCAGUCGCUCACUGCAAUCAGAAUAUACAUGCCCUGUUAAAAGCAAGAAAAGGUUAACAGAUGGCAUUUCACUCAGGAAGUUCUCAGGGGUCAUACAGUCUCUAAACAGUGAAAAAUGACCAUUGGACCUAAGAUUUAUUUGACAAAUGUGUAAACAGGAGACUGAAUUAGUAUUAAUUAUGGUUCUGUUUCAUCUGCAGAGUAGGACUAGUGAGCAGCACAAUGCACAUUUGACAAGAAAGGAUCACUUCUUGUUCACGCCAUACAGCAGAGUUUGGUGUUCCACUAAGCCUUGAAUCCUGUUUAAAAUUUACCCAUUGAUUUGCAUUCAUAGCAGUAACUUCUGUUUUGUUUAAAAAUCAGAUUUGUGUAAAGGAAAUCUCCUGACAUGUGCAGCCCAAACAGGCCUCAAAUAUAUAACCAUUAUAAGCUAUGAAAUGCAGAAAUGGAUAAGUAAUCAAAUGUAAUUUGUAAAUGAGUGAGUGGCGAAGCUACUUAUUUGUGUGUUGAUGGUAAAUUUGGUCAUUUAUUUAAGCUCUGGAUUGAAAUGACCUAGGAAGUGGUAUCGAAACCUUUAACUUCAGCACUGGAGUGGUUACACAAAUGGAUGUGGUCUCUUCCAGUAUUACCAUCAGUAAGAGAAAAUGGGAUAGGAGAGCUGUACAUCUACUUAGAAGGUUGCAUUUGUGAAGCAGAACCUUGCAUGCGGUUUGGGCUAAAGCAGUAGAAUGAGGAAGUGACAUUCAUUUUGCAAACAUGGUUCUAGUAUUAAUAUCUUUUAAAAAAAACCAAUGCAAGUCAAGAGUGGACUAUUAUUUUUUGCUGCACAGUACAGUAGAUUGUUCACCGGUGUCGUGAAACUGUCAUAGAAUCCUUAUGACAAUGUCAUAAAUGUUAAAUUACACUGGCAGUGUGUGUUUGGUAAUGUUUUACUGUACUGUUCAUUCCACAUGUAAACAAAAUAUUCAUUAAAUGUAGCUAUCUGUACUCUGAACACAUGCAGACAAGUUUGAUCACCCCUGUCUAAAAAGGUUUUCUGGUGGUUGGCAAAGAAUUUGUAUAUUUUUGUUGUAUGACAUUUUAAUAUUAGUUAGCAAAUUUUGUUUGUAGGCAUUUUGCUAUACCUAAACCAGAAGUAUUAAGUUCAGGGAUAAGUUGGUAAGCAGAAUGCAAAUAGUGUUGAUUUUAACACAAGCCAGACAACCGGUGUAUGGGCCUCAAAAACAAACAGAGAUAACUAUUGUUUUGAAUACCAACAAAGUUACUUUAACCAUAUUAUAUUGAGGCAAUUACUGCAGGAGGGACUGACCAGGAUGAACAGAAGCUGACAGCGAGGUGGUUUGAAUGCUUUCACAGAAGUGAAACCUGCCUAAAUGCAAAUUGUCAUGUGAGCAUGUUAACAUCACACAGCAAACCAUUACAGUAAGUUCUGAGAAUCUAACACUUGACCGGAACUGCGUUCCAUCAUAUUUUUAGGCUGGCCUCUUUGUUUACUUCUCGACUUAAUAAAUAACUACUCGAGUGUGCAUAGGUAAUGCUGUAAAAGUGAUGGUUCCAUGACUAUAUACAGUACUGUGCAAAAAUUUAAGGCACAUGCAAAGGAAAAAAUGCUGUUAAGCAAAGAGGUCUUCGAACAUAGACAUAAAAUACUCUAAAGGGCAGUAAACAGUAAUAAAAUAAAGUUAAUAUUUGUGACAGCCCAUUGCCUAAAAAAGUACUCUGAUUGGUUCAACUGGUUGUCAACACUAGAUGGCACAUUUUAUCCUUGUACUUUUAAAUAAGUGCUCUGAUUGGCUGGUCUAAUCUCAGGCCUAAUCUGCUCAUGCUGUGCACUGCUGAGUGAUUUCUAUGCUCCAAUGAACGUGAUUCAUCUCAUGAAGCCUUUGAAGAGAUGAAUGAAAGAGCAACAGAACCAAGCUGUGUUGUUUUUUUUGCUUUUUUUUACUGAAUCUAAUGUGUUCUUGAUAAAUAUUUUCUCUCUAAAGUAGCAGGCUGUACUACUUGAAGCUACCAAUGUGUGCUGGUUCUUUGUCAGGUUCCAUUCUAACUUUUGAAAGUGGAAUGUUUAAAUAGUAUUUAUUCCUUGUUCUAUCUUUUGUCUAUGAAUUUUGACUUUUUUAAAAAUAAAAAUUAAUGUAGCAAACAAA